Aaosphaeria arxii CBS 175.79 is the source of this 1620-nucleotide messenger RNA. RefSeq names its product histone deposition protein Asf1. Gene Ontology annotation, biological process: nucleosome assembly; DNA replication-dependent chromatin assembly; nucleosome disassembly. Gene Ontology annotation, molecular function: histone binding. NCBI's taxonomy places the organism in Eukaryota, Fungi, Ascomycota, Dothideomycetes, Pleosporales. Gene Ontology annotation, cellular component: nucleus. The transcript is spliced from 4 exons. The coding region runs from base 325 to 1185 and encodes 286 amino acids. The record is from RefSeq and is a predicted model, not a curated record.
GCUCUAACCUAUUACUUACCUAGAAGGUUCCUAGGUGGUACCCGGGAGGUACCCAGAAGGUACCUGGUCAAUUUACUCUUUUGUACGGAGUACCUUAACAACCAACUACCGCUGCUCAAACAACAAACACACACACACAUACUCUCUCUCUCUCUCUCUUCCUGCUCUUCCUUUUCACCACCACACUCUUAAAGACAACAAGUACUCCGUACGAUAACAACCUCUCCAUUAAAUCACUCCCCAAAUCAAUAGCAUCUCGGUCCCAGUCUCCAUCACCCACCCACCCUUCCAUCCUUCCUUCUUGCCCCACUCGGCACCAACAACAUGUCUGUUGUCUCUCUCCUCGGCGUGGAGGUCAAGAACAAUCCUGCAACCUUUGACGCCCCGUAUGAGUUCGAAAUCACCUUCGAGUGCCUGGAGCAAUUGCAAAAAGAUCUCGAAUGGAAGCUCACCUACGUCGGUUCCGCCACCUCAAACGAAUAUGACCAAGAGCUCGAUUCCGUCCUAGUCGGCCCAAUCCCCGUCGGUGUGAACAAGUUCAUCUUCAAGGCCGAGGCCCCCGACCUUGCGCGCAUCCCGAAUAGCGAGAUCAUCGGCGUGACCGUCAUCCUGCUCAGCUGCUCAUACGAAGAUCGCGAAUUCGUCCGCGUGGGAUACUACGUCAACAAUGAAUACAUGGACGAGGCAUUGCAGCUCGAACCCCCGGCCAAACCCGUCAUCGAGAAGGUGAGAAGGCACAUCUUGGCCGAGAAGCCCCGUGUUACUCGCUUCGCAAUCAAGUGGGAUUCCGAGGAAUCGGCACCGCCAGAGUUCCCCCCUGACCAGCCCGAGGCCGAUCUUGUCGCGGACGGCGAUCAGUAUGGUAUAGAAGAGGAGGAGGAGGAGGAGGAGGAGGAGGCCGAAGGCGCCCAAGAGGGUGCCGCCGCCGCCGGGGCUGAGGACGCUGAAAUGGCAGGUGCUGAAGAUACCGCAGGUCCCCAGCCGGAAGAAGAUGCCGCUUCUGAAGCUGGCAGCGAAGAGAUUGAUAUUGAAGACUCCGAGGACGAGGAGGAGGAGGAAGAGGAAGGCGAGGAAGGAGGAGAUGACGAUAUGGAGAUGGACGAGGCAGGGCAGAACGGUGAGCAGAAGCAGACUUCUGCGCAACAGCCAGUCACUCAAGGAAACGCCGAUGUCAUGGUGCACUAGAGUGCCAGCCUCGAAGGCUCCGUUCUAGCCGCAUCGCACCUCCGCUUUUGAUGCUUAGGUAGUAGAGUAUUCGAUCUUUUCGGUUGCCUAUGUUGACACGAGCUCGACGUAUGCUAUCGGUUGAUUCACGACUUGUGGGGGGGGAACUGUGUUUGGAUCUAUUCAGAAGCGUCCUGCGUAUACAAAUCCAACUGCCUUGGGGCAGUUGGUUUCAUCGGCUUUUAGCAGUUCUUUUUUUUUCGGUGGCGGCAGUAUGGCUAGGCGCAUAUCUUUAGAAGCACCCUGAAUGAAGUCACCCUCGCACACCAUGAGUUUCCGCUUCUGACAACCUCUUGUUGUACAACUACUCCCUUUAUACGAUCACAGGCUUGACGAUAGCAUCACAAGUAAUGUCGAACCAUACAGCUAAGAACGCUCUCGUCCAUUGACGAGAAA